Molecule: messenger RNA, 5373 nt
Organism: Clunio marinus
Lineage: Eukaryota; Metazoa; Arthropoda; Insecta; Diptera; Chironomidae
Source: the annotation of a GenBank genome assembly
AGUUACCAGCAAGUGAACGUGUUAUUCAGACGCGAAAAGCAGAGCUCGUUUAUUGUCUUUAUCGUUAUCAAGGCAACGCCCUGAUAAGGGAAAAUUAGCUCUAAGUUGUAUGAAAUUGUGAAAUUUUGCCAAUUUAAGUGAAGAAUUAAAAAAAGAAUUUGAAAUAAAAAUAAAGAAUUUAAAAGAAACUUUAAAAAAGUUUAAAAAAAGAAGAAAUUUCUAGAAUGAGGUGGAAAUGGAUUCUUAUAGCAUUAGUCAUUAGCUUCUCGUUAGCGAGUGCUGGUGAAGAUGGUGACACAAACAUAUCUGACAAUGUUAAUCAAGAUGACACAGAAACAACUGAGGUUCUACCUGAAGACACAGAAGUUCAUGAUGAAACAAUAAUCGACACAAAAGACGACGAUGUUUCCAAUCAGUACGAUGAAAAUCCUACGGAGGAAGGAACAAUCAAUGAAGACAUGCCAGACGUGGACGUAGAUACAGUUCAAGAUAAUUUAGAAAUUGGAAAACAGAGAGGAAAAUAUAUGAACUACGAUGACUAUUCAGCAAAUCAAUUUGAUAUCGGAUAUUCGAAUACCGACAACCGAAAUUGGGAUGAUCCAAUGAACCGUGUCGCGCCUGAUGAGCCUCCAACUCAUCGUAACGAUGGACGAGGAUACACAAUAACCCCACAACGUUUAGCUGAAAUUCGAAGACAUUUUAUGUAUUGGUUCUUUGAUCAAGGCGGUCCCGAAAAUCAAGGAGAUUUACAACGUGACAUUCAUGCUUCGAACCAGCAAGUACAUAAGAAUUUCAAUUUUCAAUUGCCUUUCUUCGGUUUCCGCUUCAAUUACACCAGAGUAUCUCUAAAUGGCUUUCUCGAAUUUUCUGAUCCACCCGAACAUUACACAUAUCCAUUAGUUUUCCCCAUCAAAGACUGGCCUCGACGAAAUGACCCUUCGUUCAUCGGAAUUUUCUUCUCAAGAUGUCGUAUUGGGAGAAUUUAUCAGACCGACCACGAUCAACGAGUGCCUGGAGCUUAUUUCAGAAUGGAACGUGAUUUGAUGACACGAACGGAUAGAUUUGGUGUUGAAAUGCGUGAACGAGUAAUGUGGGAUAUUCGAGAAGGUGUCGUAGGUUCUGACACAUUUGUACCAAAACAUGCUAUUACAAUUACAUGGAAGAACAUGAGUUUUGCUGGUGGAAUUGACAAUUCGUUGUUCAGAACAAAUUCAUUCCAAAUGAUUUUGGCAACUGAUGAAGUUUACACUUACGCAAUCUUUAAUUAUGCUGACAUUACAUGGUCAUCACACACUGAAGCAGGUGGUGAUACAACUGGUGGUGAGGGUGGUGUGCCAGCAUAUAUCGGAUUUAAUGCCGGAAACGGUACACAAGCAUAUGAAUAUAAACCAUACAGUCAAGCGUCAGUGCUUCGUGAUUUAACUGGUCGUGGUUGGGCGAACGGAUUCCCAGGUCGACACAUAUUUAGGAUUGACGAGAGAAUUAUGUUGGGAACUUGUAACAAAGAUAUAGACGCAGCACAUUUGCCUCUGGUAUUUGCGCCUGAGUCAGGAAACAUGUUAGGAGGGACGAUAGUUAACAUCACUGGUCCAUGCUUCUUACCAACAGACAGAAUUUCAUGUCGAUUUGAUACAACUGAAGUUGUUGGAACUUUCGUAGAUACAAACCGUGCCAUUUGCGUUCAACCACCGUUACUAAUCCAAGGUUAUGUGCGGUUUGAAAUAAGAAUUGGAGCUGAAACUUACAAAUGGAGAGGUCAAUACUUUGUUGAAACGCCAGCAACUGCAACGGACAGAAUUUUCUUUGAAACUCAAGACGUUAAUGACAGAAAUCCAUCGGAAAUCAAAAUUACAUGGAAUCGAUUUAAUUUGACUUCAAAUUUCAAUGCACAAAUCAGAAUAUCACUCUACGGUUACAGAGAAUCAACAAUUGUACCGCAAUUAGAAUAUAUUGAUGUGCUUCAAGAUACUCUUACUAAUACUGGAGUGUACACAAUUGUUCCAGCAGAUUAUCGUUUGAGAGACAACAGAAACACAAGUGAUUUGCAAUUUGGAUUCAUUCACAUCAGUCUGGUUAAUCCUGAACAGUUUAAUGGAUUAUCAAUAUCACCUGUUUUAUGGUCAAAGCCGAUUCCACUUGCAUGGUAUUUCGGUCCACAAUGGGAACGUCGUCAUGGAAUGAAUUGGCCAAGGGCGCUUUGUGAUAAUUGGCUUCGAUUGGAUCGUUUCUUGAGAAAUUUCGCUCAUGAAGUUCCGAUUUGUCCUUGCACACUUGACCAAGCUUUAACUGACAAAGGUAGAUACAUGCCAGACUUUGAUUGUGAUCGUGAUGCAAAUCCAACUUGUAUGCAUCAUCGCGGUGGAAUUCAUUGUGUAAGAAGUGGAACGCCAACGCAACAAGGAUCGGAACAACAAUGUUGUUAUGAUCGUAACAGAUUCCUUAUGUUGUCUCAUGAUCAAAUGUGGGGAUCACGACCAAGACGUACUCACAAUGUUGGCUCUCAUCCAUGGAAUGAAGCUGGUAAAGUUCCAACUUUAUCUCAAUGGUUCCAUGACGUUCGCGCUUAUUAUUCAUGUUGUCGAUGGCAAGGAGAGCAAGAAGUUGGCUGUGAAACUUUCCGUUUCGAACGUCGACCAUCACAAGAUUGUGUUGCUUAUCAAGCACCUGGAGUGGCUUUUUUUUUUGGUGAUCCACAUAUUGUGACAUAUGACAAUCUUCAAUACACUUUCAAUGGUAUGGGAGAGUUUGUCUUGGUUCGUGGUGCUGCUGGUUCGCAAAAUAUUGAUGUGCAAGGAAGAUUUGAACAAGUUCCAAGGAAUCUUCAUGGACCUGUCAUGGCUACACAUUUAACGUCAAUCGCAACACGUGGUGGUAACACAACUGCAAUUGAAGUUCGCAUACGUCCAAGAGAUGCCCAAUGGCGUUAUCGUUUGGAUGUUUUCGCUAAUGGUCGUCGAAUUUAUUUCGAUCGUCAAAGUUUGAAGUUCCAAUUCUUCCAAGGUGUCACUGUUUACACUCCAUCGUACAUCUUAAAUCAAUCUGAAGUCGUCAUCAUGUUUGCAUCUGGUGCUGGAGUUGAAGUUGUUGAAAAUGCUGGCUUUAUGACAGCUCGUGUUUAUUUACCUUGGCAAUUCAUAAAUAAGACUCGUGGAUUAUUUGGAAAUUGGAGUUUUGAUAUGUCAGAUGACUUGACACGACCAGAUGGUACGAUUGUACAAACAAAUUUGAAUAAUUUCGAGUCAGUUCAUCGUGAGUUUGCUAUGAGAUGGAUGUUGUCAGAUCGUGAAACGCCAGGUGUUGGCGCAGGUUUAUUCACAAGAGAAUUUGGUCGAACGGCGAGCUAUUACGCUAAUGCAACUUUUCUUCCCAACUUUAUACGUGAACCACGUGACUUCUUACCAGCAAAUCGUUCACAAGAUAUAGAAAGGGCGCAUGAUUUAUGUGGUGAAUCAUAUCAAUGUCGUUUUGAUUACGGCAUGACGUUGCAUCGAGACAUGGCACAUUUCACAAGAAAUUAUUAUGACAGUGCUGUAAAUAUAGCAAAGAAUAAUCAAGAACGAAUUCUUUCGUGUGGAAUUCUUGAAACUCCACGUUUCGGACGAAAGUCAAACUUCCAAUUUACGCCUGGCGCUGUUGUUACAUUUGAAUGUAAUGAAGGUUUCUUCUUGAAUGGAGAUCGUCGUAGAACAUGUGAAGAAGAUGGAACUUGGGAUUUGCCAGAACACGGUUAUACUGAAUGCAUACGUGAGGUUUUCUUUACGCGUUACAUCGUUUGGAUUGUAAUUCUUAUCGUUCUUCUUGUUAUCUUGCCAAUGAUAAUGUGCAUUGUAUGUGUUGUCUAUCAAUAUCGCAAGAAACAAUUGGAGAAGGAUCCAAAUUACGUUUUGCCUAUCCCACAUUCGAGAUCCGGAUCACGAACAACUCUUAAAAAUAUGAACAGUGAUGGAAGUGAAGGAGAUGAUAAUUCAAUUAAAAAAGUUCGCCGCUAUGAUGCUUCUUAUGACACACACGAACCCUUAAAAAAUAAGCCACCAGUUGAAUUUGAUCCAUCGAAGAAAAUGGAUUUAGAUGAAGACGACAUCACGAGCAGCGAAGGUUCGAACGGUACGGAUCAGCGUCAAUUAGGACGGAGAUCACAACGGUUGGCAUCAGAUUAUAAACCAAUAGAAGAAGAAGACUCGCGAUACCCUCCACCUCCUAUUGAGUCCCCACAACCUUAUAAUGACGGCAUGUAUAGUCCCACAUUUAGUAACCUUGACCGUGCCAGUUUCCUUUCCGAUCCAAAUCAAUCUCCACCACCAACAGGAGCCAUCAGGGUCUUGCCACUUAAUCAACAACAAGAUCAAUCACCUCUUCUACAACAAAAUCAGAACAAUUCCAGAUUUUAUGGUGAGCCAAGCAGAUCUCCACCACCACCAUUAACACAGAAUGUUGGUCUUCCGCGACCCAACGAUGGACGCUCUACAGAAGUUUGAGUUAAAAAAACCAAAAAAGAUUAAGAAGAAAAACACAAAAUCAUUAAUAAAUUAAACCAACUUUCCUUCCUUUUUAUAAUUUAAUAAGGGAAAGAUGUUAGAUGUUAGGAAAUAUUAGAAUUUAAUUAUCAAACAUGAGCAUCUGCAAAACUUUCAUUAAUUAGUCCAUAUUCCUGAAUUAAAACCCUAAGCGAUAUGAAGUGACAAAAGAGUUUUCCAUAAUAAAUGAUAAUUUUAGUGACCAAAAGUCCAUUUUCACUCUGCUUUUUCAUUAUGUUCAUCCGGACACCGUAAAAAGGGAUUAACAAGCAAACGUUUUGAGUUGAAUACACCUGAGCUUAGGGUCGUAUAACCCUGAAGCUUUGCAGCUCCCUCAGUUUCUCCUUAUUUAGAAUUUAUUAAUAAUUGUAAGCUUCUUAAUUACUUUUAAAAUUUUUAAUUAAAAAGUUCCAGUAUCAUAUUUAUGCAAGAUUUGCUUUGCAGAGAAAUAUUUUCCUUCGACCUUUAACACAUGCUAACAUACUGACAUCAAAACUGGAAGAUAAAAAGCUUACAACUUUUACUUUCAUUUUAUUUUACUUUUGUUUGUUUUUAUAUGUAUCAACACCUUAAGCAUAGUUAAGCAUGUUUUCAUAAACUUUGGCAUGUUUCCUCCACAUGUUAGUCAAAGAGAUUUUUUUUUGCUGAAAGGUUCACAUUCUAAAAUUCGAAAAGCAAAAUCACUUGGAAUUUUGUUAAGAUGAAAUAUCAGAAUUGUUGAUUUUAAAUUAAUUCUCAGAAGCAUAACAGAAUAGGAACGAUAAACAUAAAAUUAUUUACAAACUGUUGAACCAUCCAGUUGUUUUAAUUUAUAAUUGUGAGUAAAUAAAGCCAUAAAGUAAAACAAAAUUUAUAAUGC